Molecule: messenger RNA, 5757 nt
Organism: Protopterus annectens (West African lungfish)
Lineage: Eukaryota; Metazoa; Chordata; Ceratodontiformes; Protopteridae
Gene: STK31
Product: serine/threonine kinase 31
Exons: 24
Coding region: 335-3304 (989 amino acids)
Biological process (GO): protein phosphorylation
Molecular function (GO): protein kinase activity; ATP binding
Source: RefSeq, a predicted model, not a curated record
UGAGAAGUUCCCUAGUUGAAACUAAAAUAUAUGUGUUUGUAUUUGUUCAUUUUGCCCGUUUGGAGAGAAGUCGUGUUCCGUAUUUUAGAGACGGGAAGUUUUAGAGUUACGACGAUUGAUAAUGAUUACUGCAUAACACUACUGCUUUGUUUCACACUUCAUAAGCAAGGUAAAGCAAAACUACAUAAGUACUUUUUCCAACUCGCCCACUAUCAGCAAUUAGUUCUGCACGUGUAUUGGCACUCAAAAAGAGGCUUUCACGUACUUUGCACACUACAACGUCAUCAGCCAAGCAAAUAUUGCGUUGUCUAGCCCUUAUGGUGUUCAGUGGGUGAUGAUGAUGGAUGUGGUCAGAAUGGAUGGAGAAGUGGUUCAAGGAAAAGCUGAAAAAGUCUUUGGAAGCCAUGCUGAAGAUGCAGUCACAUUUUGGGCACAGGAUAUAAACACGUGUAAAGAACUGAUGAAUUUGAGCCGUAUCUUGGAAGAAGUGUGUCCUUUAGCUACUCCAGUGUUUGGAACUCCUGACCUUAAUAAGGUCUAUGGAGGUUUAUAUUCAGAAGACAAGAGUUGGUAUCGCUGUAAGUUUAAGACUGUGUCUGAUGACAGAUGUGUUGUGACGUACAUAGAUUAUGGUAAUUCUGAGGUGCUGAAGAGGGGUACAGUUGUCGAACUUGCUGAAGAUUUGCAGUAUCCUGGUCUUGCCAACAAAUACAGACUCUGGGGUCUUCAAAUACCACUACAGCAGGAUGUGAUGCAGUUUGACAAGGGGAGGAAAUAUUUGUACAACAUGAUUUACGAAAAGUUGAUCAGAAUACAACACAGAGGUGUCUACUGUGAUGGCACCAUUCUUGUGCAGGCUGAAUGCAAUGAUAUUGACAUUGGGGAAGAAGUUGCAAAGAAAUGCUUUGCAGAAAAAUGCAAGCCAACUUUUACUAGUGAGAAUGAAGAGCAAAGUGCUUCGCAUUCCUGGUCUCCAGCUUUGUAUUCUAAGCGACAAACUGAUACCUGCCAGAAAGGUGAUAAAAAAGUCCAUCAGUUUAACAAGCAAAAAGGACGUAUACCAUUUUAUGACCAGAAAGGUGAUGUCAAGAGGGAUUGUCAAAUGGGAAGAAGAAUGCCAGAAUUUAAUGCAUCGUAUGUAAAUAUGUUAAAAUCAAAGCCAGAUCAAAAACUGGUUGAAGAAAUUUGUAAUUUGAAGUUUGAGAAUAAAGCUCUUCAUGAAAAUUUUUCUGUAUUGGAGCUGGAAAUUCGCAAACUAAAAUUGGAAGCACAGUAUCAAAAGGAAGGAUACACUAAACAAAUAGAAGAACUUCAGAAUAGCACAAAGUCUGCAGUUGAGAAAGAAUUGCAUGGUUUGGCCAGCAAAGUUGCUACAUUAAGAAAAGUCAGGGGUGAACACUUGAAUGAUCGGUUUGGUGAUUUGGUCUCUAAUGGCAUCAGAAUUGUUAGUGAAGGGUAUUUAUCUUCUCCUCAGUCUUUGGAAGCACUUGACAGAGUUUGGGAAGAGUACAGCCUUGCUCAGGAGACACUGAGGUUGUGUGAGAAAUUGGAUGAUAUUGAGAAUCUUGUUAACAAGAGAAAUGAAGUUUGUCAUCAACUGUAUGCUUAUGCAAAAGAAUUUAUUGAUGAGGUGGAUCAUCUUCCUAUAGUAGAACGCAUGGACAGUUUAAAGGAGUUGUGCAGUACACUUGAGUCUACAUAUGGCCCCACCACUGAAGAAGACGACUUGGAAAACAUUUUUGACCAGUUUUCAGAAUGGAAGAAUGAAAAAUUGGAGGAAUACUCCAAUAUCAGAUGCGAAACAGACAGUUCAUUACACAUGCUCUGCUCUUGGCUAAAUAACUUUCGAGAGCUUUUUGACUUGUCUGUGGAUGUAGCAGAGACUUCAGAUGAGGUGGCUGGCAAUGUAGGUGUUUUGCUGAACUCUGUUGAAGUUGCUGUUUCUAAAGAAUUGACCACUUCUCUUACAGAACAAUCUGAGACUGAUAAAAUGAUGAUCUUAAAAGCUUACACUAAAGUCAUGCAGAAUAUUAAGAAGGAGCUCCAACUCCUUAGCUCGAUUGAAAAGAAGUACUUUGCUUGUACUGAGUUCAAAUUACAGAUUGUAGAGUGGCUGACCAAGACUCCAGAUGUUGGACAACUGCUAAGCAUUAAAAAGACCAUCAAGGGGCUUAAAGCUCAGCUGAGAUUGAAGAUUGUUGAAAAGAAUAAUUUUGAAGAAUCUGAUGAAUGUGAUCACGAGCAAGCUGAAAAACUAAAGGAAGAAAUUGCAGUAUUACGAAACCGUGUAUUUCACGAAAUAAAUAAGGAAAUGAAAGAAUAUGAGUUACUGAGCUCUUUAGUUGAGAAGUGGUUUCCAGAACUGCCACUCCUUCAUCCUGAAGCUGGAAUUCUAAAAUUCAUGAAUUCUGCUGGAUUGCUGUCAAGCAGUCUGGAAAGGGACCUGCUUGAAACUGUUCCAUUAAAGGAAUUAAGCAGAAAGAGGCCCUUACUUUGCUGCAUCAUUCAAGACCAGAAGUUUAUUUUAAAGGGUUACUCUGUAGAUAAUGCCACUGAGGCUAAAGUAGUGGAAAGAGCAGCAAGAUACCAUAAAGCUUGGUCCAACUGCAAGGAAGAUUCAGGAUUGCUUCACAUCAUGUUUCUCUUCUUCUGCAAGUCUGAUCCUGUAGCAUAUAUAAUGGUGCCGUUCUAUCCAGAUUCAAGCCUAAAGAUGGUUCAGGACAAAUGUCCAUUAACACCUCUGGAAGUAGCUGCAGUCAUGAAAGGAGUUGCUAAGGGAUUGCAUACAUUACAUGCUUCAAGUAUAACUCAUGGAUCUUUGCACCCAAAUAAUGUAUUUGUUGUAAACAGGAAGCAAGGAAUUGUUGGAGAUUUUGAUUUCUCAAAGGAUUUGGGUCAGCGAAGUUCCGAGCAUUGGAUGCUGGCAGAGAAGCUCAGUAUUCUUUCACCAGAGGUGAAAAAUGGUCAUUUGGUUUCUUCAUCUUCAGACAUGUAUACUUAUGGCUGUCUCCUGCUUUGGCUCCUCCUUCCAAACCAUGACUUUAUUAUCCAGUCUGAUGGACUUCCAGAGAUAGGAGCAGUUAUGGAUGAGAAGAUGAAGGAUGUUGUUUCCAAGUUAAUCUGCACUGGUGUACGUCUAACAGCAGCGCAAGUGUUAGAACAAGACUGCUUUAUACUAACAGAACUUAAUCCUGCAGAAUACGAUGUUAAUGUUCCUGUUUAUAGUUUAAAUGAACAGCCAGAGUCGGUUUCUAGUUUAAAUGGACCAACACAAAACACUACAGUAGAAGUGUGCCAAGAAUAACUCAGUGUGGACGCUCAAGAAAAACAGCAUAGGAUUUUAAAUCCAUAAUUACUUAUUACAGAAGUAGUAGCUGACUUCAUCUUAGUGUCUUGCACAGUAUAAACAGUGUUGUUUUUGUCAUUUUGCACAUUCCGAGCUUGUAAGAGCUGUACUUGUAACUUUGUACUGCUAUGUAACAUGCAUCUUUGUGGAGGGUACUUUUUUCUGUCAACAUUGCUUCCCACAAAACUACUGUGAAAGAAUGUGUAGCAGUUUGUAAUGAGCUGCUGAUCCAACUGUUUCCAUCUACUAAGCAAUGGUUUUAUUUCUAUCUACAAAUUAGAUUGAUGGUUAGAGAGAGCACUUUUUUGUGAAGGUUAUAGCUUGCACAUUCCGAAUCUUAAGUGAUAGAGUUGCUCAUUGUCUAAAUACAUGGAAAACAGGAGCUGUCUUAAAUUGAGUCUGUUUUAUUAGUAUGUCACCAUUUAUCUGUAUAGACCAGGCACCUUAUUAUUAACUCAUUUAAUUAUGAGGAGCUGAGAAGCCUACAAGUAAAUAUAUUUCUUGUAGAGGAUUGGAGGAGUUUGCCGCACCUUGCCUUUUCAUGUAUGUGAUCAUUUUGCUUUGCCGCUUCUGUAGUAACUUUAGAAAAUUUAAUAUGUAUGUAUGUAUAUAUAUAUAUAUAAAUAUAUAUAUAUAUUAGUAUUUCAUUGAGUAGACUUUACAGAUUCACUGUUGUUUUCACAUUGCUUCUCUAGUCCUGCACUUUUGUUGGGGUAAUGUGUUUUCAUUUCAUGUGGGUGGUAUAAAGUACGGUUUACAUGGAUAAUGUUUAACAGGUAUUUGACUUUCCAUCAGUCCUUGCAUAAAAAGUUGUAUCUGCAAGUUUUAUUCUCUUUUAUAUGGUAGGCGACUUUCUUAAUUGCAUUUACAGUUGCAUAUUAGUGUGGGGAAAAGCCAGAAUGUGCGGAUAUUACCUGUUUUUUGCUCCAUCUUGUAACAGUACCGUAAAGGUACUCUCUUUCCAAGUGUCUUCUAGGAGCUUGGAAAAAAAUGAUUACAAUUUUCCGGUUGAGUGCAUUCCAGUCUGUUGCUAAAAACAGUUCUGUUUGCAUUUUAACUGUGUUCUCCCAUGUCUUCUUUGAGAGAGAAAUACAGUUAUCACUGUAAUAAUAUCUAACUACUGCUCACAGUGCAGGCACACAUGUGAACCUCACCCUUUGUAAGCCUCAUUUGUGAUCAGUUUGUUGUUGGCAUUUCUUGUUAAUUGAUAAUGCACUGAGCCAUUUAGAUGUUCCUAUUGUAUUUGCUCCUUGAGAAGAUUGAUAUUUCACUUCAUUGCUUGCCAUUGCCUCGUCUGUUUGCCACAUGGUCAUUCAUAUUUUGUUUUAUGGGUAUGUCCUUUUGCACUGAGCCCUUCUUCUCCCCAACAUAGUUCCAGAUGUCUUUACUAGAGUAACCCCCAAUGGUUUGAGCUAAAGUGUUGGUUGUUUAUAUUUAGAGUUAUUAUCCACUUUACAGCACAUUGGCACACAUUCAGAUGAGCAAGAGAGAUGCAUUAGUACAGCUUAGGAAUUAUUACUUUUGUUCCCCUCAUUUAGGAACACUUAAACCCAUGUGUUGGUACUUCUGUUGUAAUUUUUUCUGUAUCUUGUACCCAAAUACCAUAUGUUAUUUUUUUUCUUUUACAUUGCAUCACUGCCAAGCAUGGCGGGCUGUUUUGGGAUCCAUUAAAUCACCAUCUUUGCCAUCUUCAGCCUUUAAAUGAUUUUGAAGAUACAGCUUCCUGUGAACAGUUUCUCGGAGUCUUACAUGUCCCCCUUUCUGUGCUGUAGUCCUCGUCAAAUGCUUCUGUUUUUCAAACUUUGUAGCUGAUUGGCUAAAAAUUGCAGACAUUGGCCUCCUAAACCCCACUUCAGCUUCUUAGGGCCAAGGUUUUGCUAUCUUACAGUUAAAGCAGACUGUGAGAACUGCAGCAAAAUAUGGCAUAUCUGCCUUUGUAUGUGUAUGCACUUGGGCACCCCAUCCAGAGGUCAGCUGUUUCUUGAGAAAAUGUGCUACAUGUAGGCAAGCAGUUUUCAAUACAGUCUCUAAAUCUGUGCCCCUGUGGAUGCAAACUUGAUUAUGAAUCGUGUAUGUAUUAUGUACAGUUCAAAAGUUAAUCUAAACUUUGGUUGCUAUUUCUUUGUUUUUGGAAUUACAGCUAAGUUAUAUUACUGUUUCUUUUCACAUUAGAUUUCAUUUAAGAAAAGAAAAUGAAUAUGUUGAGAAAUAGUAUGAAGGCAUUUGUAUUUAUUAAUACUGAAAAUCACUGUGAGAUUUUAUUGCCUUAUACUUUGACUGUGAAGAAUACAUACUAGUUCAGACUUAUUUUUCAGAUUUAUUUUUUCUGUUUUUAAUACAUUGGUUAGAAUUUGAACUUCAUAUAUUUUUGUUGCAUAGGUGAAAUACAUUAAUAAAACAUUAAUGUUGCA